CAUACCUCUUUGCAGAAACAUCGGUGCUCAUUUCACGCAUCACGAAUGUUCUUUAACGUUCACGCAGCACGAAUCACGAAUACAUUAAAAGGAAUGAUGCGACCCUUAACAUUGCAUUUCACGUUAAAGUAUCUGGAAGCCUGAAUUAUAGCGAUGCAGUGAUUACGAAAGGUGUUAGGAAGACCUUUCCUUGAUAAUUACAGAGCCAAUUAUAGGUAAGACUAAGUAACCAUGGGAUAUUUUCAACAUCUAACUUAGGCCGCGGUUUAAGAAAUCAUUCGGGACCUCCAAAGAUCUCUUCCUUAGUGGGUUAUUUUAAGGAGAUGAUGGCUUUCCUAGUCUACACUCGCAUACCCGCUAGCAGAGGCCUCUUUUCCUGCUUUUGUGAACUGAACUGUUCACCGCGAUAAACAAUGAUUAGAUAAUAGCGUUUGGCAGAAUGAAUAUAUGGCAUAAAACACGGUUUUGUUUAACAGUAGCUAAACUUGAUUGUUCCUCGUAGGAAUUGAACCGAAAUUUGUGAAUUAACGUACCGUAUACGUACGUUAUAUACCCGUACGUUAUACCGCUGACUCGAGUCAAAGUGUUUCCAUCCGAUAUCCAGAGACCGAAGCAGUUGGUUGCAAAACCCAUUUAUUUUUAAACUUCGGCUUUGAACUUUUUUGACAUCAAGCGUUUAUUUUCUAUAGCUUGGCAAAUGAACAAGAAUUCUUGAAAAUUCCUAGCUAAAGAUCGCAAACCUUUUAUGGUAAUUUGGCUAAUUAAUAUCCGAUUGCAAUCGAUCUUCAUUCGAUGAUGGCAGUCUGAUUCGAUGGUGAUAUCUUUGUUUUCUUCAACCCGAUUACGUAAAUCAGUGAGUUUGGAAAUUAUUUUUACGUUCACUUAAAAGGAGGAAUCGAACUGGCAAAAAAAAAAAGGGAGUGUUGCAAAUGGGACUGAUUAUUAUUAAAGUGUUUUGUGUGGGUUUCCUGUUUUUUUUUUUAUACUUGUAGAUAGCUCCUGCUUAAAGGUUUUCGAGGCAUUCGCCGGUUUUAAUCGGAAUAAUCUCGCAAAUGGUCCAAAGUUUUUCUAAACAUUUUUGUGACGCCUUUUCAGUAUUCUAAUCUGACCGAUUAUGGGAAACAACCAAUCAUAGAGCGCAUAUAUUCCAUGAGUACACUAUAUACACUGCAUAUGCAAGCGGCAACAUGGAAUCUAUUUGCAAAAUGGUUAGGAAAACUUGCUUGCAGUCCUGCCGAGGCCCAUCAAGCUGUAGGCUUCAUUAAACUUUGAUCUAAGACUCGGAGUACGUGUUACGAGGGUGUUUUUCAAGUGUGUUGUUUUUAGAAGGUGAAAGGAUAUUUCAUGAUCGAUGAGAGUCAGUUCAGUUGAAAAGCACUCUCCAAAUUGUGAAGGAUGCAGAUGCCAAGGGUUUUAUUUAUACUCUUUUAUUCCACUUUUAGAACUGAAAACGUUUUCAUGAAAACUUGUUAUCUAUUGCUUUGUUUUAAACCCUUAGAGGAAACGAAAAACAUGAAAAUGGACUGAUCCGGUUUCUGCGAUCUUUUAAGAUAAGGAACGUAAAACAUUUUUAUACAUACUAUAACUAAGUCACGCACAUGCAUGGUUUUCUCCGACAAAGAGUCUCCAAGGAGAAUAGAAGCAAUCUUGAAAGCAUCGAUUGCAUUGAGGCGUCGCGCCGACCAAUGUUUGUUUGCUUCCACACUCUUAGAUUGUUUCUUUCUAGUCACAAGAAUAAGAUAAGGGAAACAGAACUUGAAGAAAAGUUUACUGAUACAUUAAAUGUCAUCGAAGUGGUCAGUGUUGUUGAGACGUAUCAAAGUGACGAAAACAACUUAACGUAUAAACGUUAACUGUACUGGAACAAACUUCGCUUUGCAGUAGUGAUUACAGGUAACUCAAUACGGAUUACACUGUAAGAGACUAAUAUUCGGCACGGAAAACAGUUCAGUACCGUAUAUUGGUGUGUGGGAAGUUUCCAAUUUUUGAACCGGGUGGAAAAUCUGUCGGUCUGGACAAAAGACAAUGAACUAGACAAUAACGUUUUUUGAUUAAACUUUAGAGACGUUAUAAAAGGUCUCAAAAGAUACUGAACAAGGGUUUUGCUUCGAUAUAUCAGGACGACUCUGUUAAAAACUUAACCUUUUUUCCCUGUUUUUGAACAAAAGUGAUUACCGGUCAUUCGAUCCGGAUUAAAAGUCCAACAACGCACGGAAGCCGAAAGAGAAAGUAUAACCGUAAAAUUAUGUGGAAAGUUUUUUUUUUAUCAGGAGGGUUUGACUUUAUCAUGUCAAUUUUUUUUUUAGAAAAUAACCCAUAGUCGGUAAGUACUUUAACAUGCACUAACAGGCAUACGGAGAUGCACCACUAGGAAAAAAAAAAAGAAAAAAGCUGUUCUACUCGAGGUCAGAACAAAGGUUAAUGAACGUAAUAACUAUUUUCUCUAAACCAUCCCAGAUAAAAAAGCAAAAAUCGCUGCCAGAUUUCACAGUUUGUCAGCUUUUACUGCACUGCUCACGUUGUUAAAAAAAUAUGUUUAUUGCCGUGGACAAAGAGAAACGCUUUCCUUGUCUCCAGCUCGAAACAAGUGCACCGAUAAGGAGUACACAUGUACGCUUCAAGGAGUAAGUCUGGGACCAAACACAGAUUUUGCUGCGCCCGGGUUUAAUGCUCAAUUCUAGUCUUCUAAGAACAUGUCUGACGUAUACCGGGUCAACUACAUAGACAAGACAAGUAUAACUAGUUGUGAUGUUGUCUCGGCCGUUUUUUCUACCGGGGUCCUUUUUGUGGUCUUUUGCCUUGACACACAAGCCAAACCGGAAAUCAGACGGAACAAAAAUCAAAAGAAAACGGAGAAGAGGGGUUCACACGCGGUAUGAUAUCUUGCUCGACAUUUGUAAUAUUUUAAAACUGUCGGCGAACCGACCGCCCUGGAGAUAAAUAAAGAGUACAAAUUCGGUGGACAACUUUUUGUAUAACGGUGUUUCAUGACCAUGUCGUUGAAAAAUCAAAGACCCCGGCGGAACUAAUGGCCAUUAUCGAAAAAUUCAUGCCAGUUCAUAUAUUUUAAGAUCUAAUUUUAGUAUGGUAUCCAAGCCGUUUUGAUUUUGACAGAUAACACGUCCACAGCUUAACGCACUCUUAAUCUGUAGCUUAAAAUAAUAAACACGCAGAAGUCUCUGUCCUUCAGCAUAAAAUAUGGCCAUAUGUUUUGGCUUGACUGCUCCCAACUUAAUUUAUAAUCAGUGACGAGUCAGUAACAUCACAAGUGUUUUAUGUACGAAGUGAAAGAUGGGACAGCUAGGAAAAGUGAAGAAUAUAUACACAAAGCAAACUGUAAGUGAAAACAUUAAUUUGUGAUGAACGACUUAUUAAACGUCAUUAUGAAACUUAUUAUGUAAGAUACAAAGGCCACUGAUCGAUCUCUACUGAUGAUUUGAACCGAAAAAAAAAGAAAGAAAAAAAGCCUUCCACAUGACAUUCACCGUUUAUUCUUUUCAACACAUGAAAGCUGUUUCAUGGCGAAAAGCCUCCAUUCAAUUUUUCCAAAACUCCUAGGGCGUUCAGUUAAUCUCACCGCCCCUUUUAUGCCGGCCUCUUGAUUACACCCGCCGAAUGAAAGGAAGAUCUACAUGCUAUCAGUUUCAACUGGCUGCUUUGCAUAAGUGAUAACCAAGUCAGUAUUAUAUAUUUUCCGUGGAAUUCAGUGUAUUUUAACAAAGUCUGUUAGCAGUAUCCAGUCAGACCUGCUAAGGCUACAAGCCUCAAGUGUUAUUUUUACAAUUUUACUCUGGAUCAGCGUCAGUACUACGAGUAUACGUGUCAAAGGGGUGUGUUUGAAUUGUGAUGUUCAUUUGAUGUUGUUUUCGCAUGGUCAAAGUAACAUUUCACGACCUAACUUUCUUCAAAUGAAAUGUGUAAAGUGAAGCAUUUUAUUUCUGUUCACUCGUAAAAAGUCUGAGUUUUGAGGACUGGGCAACUUUCUUUCAAGGCAAACAAUUAAACAAACGUAAAUAAGAUGAAUGUUGCUGUAAUAUGAGGGUCAUUCCACGAGGUAAAUAACUCUUGUCUAUCUCUUGAGUCAAGGCAUACUUCUAUGACUAAUGACGCAGACAAAAAUGGCUAAUAAUUUAAUGCCAUUAUAAAGACAAAAUUCUACUGAUUCUUUCAACAUUGGUUUUUGUAUGAGCUCAUUAUUUAGUUAUUUUAUUCCUUACUUUUUACCUUACAUUCAAGCAUUCGCGCGCUUUUCAUAAUUCGUUAAAAGCUGCAGUCUAGUAUCCGCACGUUUAUCAAUUUUUUUAAAGAUGUUAUCUAUCUUGUAUCCGGGUUGUAUCCAAUCCAACAACAAAAAGAGGCUGAAGUGCUGAUUGUACAUUAAUGAACGGUCGAUCGAGUUCAAACCUUUGGGCCACGACUUCCUCUUUUGACUACUUGGCGUGCAAGAGUCCACGCCUAUUUCAUUUGAAAAGACUGAAUUUUGUUGUAGAUACUAUGCUUCAUUCGGACCUAUUCACAUCGUGUUUUCAUUUAAAAUGUGUAUCUACUUUUCGUGCCGAAACUGGUUCUGCCCGCUAGGCUUUGUCCUUUAACGGCUUCCUUGACAUCUCGGCGGAAACCCGCGCGCAGAAACGCACGUACUAAACAGUUACCUUUAGUUAUCUUUCCUUGCUUUCGUUUGAUUUCUCGAAUUGCUGAAUGUUCAACUGUUUUCCUUUUGAUUUUGCGCAAGCAGACGCUUCGGUUAUUACAUGUAGCACCUUGUUAGAUCAUUAUUUACUAAUAUCAAGAGUUAAUGGGUUUUGCCUUUCGCCGUGUGUGGUUUACUGUUUUCAAGGAUCUCUUAUCAUUCUCCAUGUUGCCGCGAUGUCUAGGAAAGCUGCACUGACCAUCAUCGGCAAAACAACAAGAAGAAUAACCACUGUAUUUUACCUCAGAGACCACAAAAAGUAGUCACAUUUUAAAAAGAUGAAUAACAUGGGUACUACAUAACCUUAUGGGGAAAGCAUUUGUCGGGCGACUGGUACGAAUGUCCUCACACAGUUGUUUGCCUCGUCUUAUCCCUCUUCUUAACUUGGGCUGACACGUACCCAUUCUUAGGAUUUUCGACGGUAGUCGCAGCCAGAGGAUCAUGGGAAAGCUUAAAAAACACAAGGGCACAAGGGAAGGCUCCUGUUUUUUGUCCUUCCCAUGACCCCUUGCUACCAGCGUUGUACCUUGCUCUUACACCAUUAUAAACGUCUGAACAACAUGAGAGGUACAGUGGAACCUCGAUUUACCGAACCUUUAUAUAACGAAGUCCACCGUAUAACGAACGAUUUUCUCUACCCCAGUAAUAGUAAAAUAUAUGAAAAAGGACCUCGAUAUAACGAAACCUUGUUAUAGCGAUCAUACUUUGCCAGUCCCUUGGCCCUUCGUUAUUUCGAGGUUCCACUGUAUAUUUUCGACCCGGCGCUUAUUCGGGGCCCUGGGUUUAAUCAAGAAAAUGCGGUACAGUAAAAACCCGCGAGUAAGAAACUGAAAAUUAAGAACCUGUUAGCCUAAAAUUUGCCAUUUAUACCCCCUAUAAACAAGAACCUCUUUAGCCUAGAACAUGAAAAACUGGUUCUUAUUUUUUAAAAUCAUAUUACUGAAAUGCAGCUGUAAAGCUGUGCAAGAAUCCUGUUUGGAGAAAUGGCAUUGCUGUGCAAAUAAGUGCGAAUUUAUUGAUGUAAUAAAAAAUAAAGUGCAAGAGGUUAAUAUUGUUGUAUUGUAGCAAUAAAUCAGGAUAUUAUGCAGUCUAUUUAAGAACCUAAAUAGCCUCAAAUUGUAAAUAUAUAAAACUGUUCUAGUGAGACCUUAAACUGCUGUUUAAAAAGUAAAAACUAAAAUCCAAGCUUUCGCCGAUCAACGGCUUCAUCGGCGUUGAUCGGCGAAAGCUUGGAUUUUAGUUUUUACCUUUAAACAGCAGUUUAAGGCCUCACUAGAACAGUUUUAUGUAUUUUUAAUUAUGCUGCUGAAGGACAACAUGAAUAGAUUAUAUUCCUAAAAUUGUGUUAAAUACCAUUUAAGUAAGAACCUGUUUAGGCUAGCUCCAGAAAUUGUAGGUUGUUACUCACGGGUUUUUACUGUAUGAUGAACUGGUAGGUAGGUAGGUAGGUAGAUUUUUUAUUUAAAACUCGGUAAAAUCUUCAGUAAUAAUAGAGUAAAAAUCUAAUCACAAUUAAUUAGACUAAAAACUAUCGACAUACUGUUUUACAAGACUGCCGAGUGAGAGUCCGACGACUCAAAUACAUGUUUGAUUUGCUCUUUAAAUUUCCUGACUGAUUUAGUUUCUCUCACAUUUUCGGGUAAAGAGUUCCACAACAAAGCACCGCUGUAACUGAAACUUCGUUUCAAGUAGUUAGUACGCGGCCUGGGCAACGUCAAUUUAUGAAAGGAAUUGCGCAAAUCAUAGUCUGUGCUUCGUUCGUGAAAUAGGUUCUGCAAGUACACUGGAGCUUGUUCAUUUAGAGAUUUAAACAUCAUUAUUGCUUUAUGCUUCUUUCUCCUUAUAACUAAUUUGUCCCAUUUGAGUAUAUCAAGAAGCAGGCUCGAGCUAGUCCCAUAGUUGGCCUUUAAAAUUACUCUAGCUGCACGGUUCUGUAACUUUUGUAAUUUGUCACUCAGUUGAUCACUUAAGCCAUCCCAAACAAGGCUACAGUAAUCAAAGUGAGGUUGAAUUAAGGAGUUAUAGACUAGUACCGCAGUAGAUUGGGAGAUAAGGGGCCUAAUACGUCUAAGGGCACCUAUAGCCGAAGUUACCUUCUUACACAAUUCGUUAACAUGAUUAGACCAGGAAAGCCGAUUGUCAAUAAUGAGACCUAAUGAUUUUGCGUGAUCAACAUUGCUGAUAACUUGGUCUUCUAGUUUGAUGUUUAUUUCGUUAUGGCUUUCCGCGAGAAGCUUCUGGCGAGAGCCAAUAACCAUAAACUCGGUUUUCGCAACAUUAAGACUAAGCUUAUUGGCUUUUAGCCAACAGUGAAGGUUCAGUAGUUCUAAGUUAGUCUCUUGUUCAAGGUCAGCUAGAGAGGAACCAGAAAUGGUAAUAGUUGUAUCAUCUGCGAACAUUUUAUUAUUUUUUUCAUUAUAAUGUUAAACGGCACAAGGUGCAUGUUAUGCAAUGGAUAAAUUCGGAGGAGAUGUUUGUAAAAUCUGUCGGAUAUUUUUAUUUUUCGUUUAACAUUAUAAUGAAAAAAAUAAUAAUUAAUAAUAAAAAAUAAAAAAUUUGAUUGAAAAACGCAAAUUGUAGGAGCAAAGGCAGAAAAUUCGAUCUCAAAGCUGCUUUAAACGGAAAACAUUUAAUAAAAGACUCAGUUUUAUAGACAAAUGGUCUCUAAGCAACACAAGAGAGAAUAAUAAAUAGAUAAAUAAAUUAUUCUCUCUUGGUAACAAAGGCAUUAAUUUUUCUCCUUCCUAUUGUUCAAACCAGGAUUAUCAAGGCAAAGAUCAACAAGCCCUUAAACAAAGAGAGAUUGAAAUGCUUGAAAUGCUUCGUAUUACAGCUAGCUACUGCUGACCUGAGUAAAAAUUUGAUCAGCAUAUAAAAUUCUAUUAUUUACUGAAAAUUGCUUCUACUCAGUUUAUUGACUAUACAGCUAGCUUCGAUACAAGUCUGUCUAUUAUCUUAUCAAUGCAUUAUGUACAGCCGGAUUAGAAGGUUCGUUAAUUGUUUUAUAAUGUAAGCCUUCGCUAAUUAACAAAAUCUUUUCAAGGAAGAUUAAGUGUGUGAACUGUUUUUUUUGUGACCAAUUCUCAAGAGUAUAAGAGAUCAGUAUCUCUGCAUUAGAUAUAAAUCAAUAUUUUCAUAAAUUAUACAUUGUCCUUGAUCCAACUGUAUUUUUUCUUGUAGGUGAAAACAAACAUUUCAUGGCUGGGAUUUGAGGUUUAAAGCAAGAUUUUACAAUUUUUAAAAGAAAUGAGCAAUAAUUCAACCUUGGUUUUGCCGCCUAGUACAUCUUCGUCAAGCGUUGCUUCGACUUUGCCGCACGACGGGAUAGAAAUAAUUGUUUCUACUGUGGUUUACGUACUGUUAGCGUUGCUAAUAAUUCUGGGCAACAUGCUCGUUAUCAUAGCCGUCAGCUCAUACCAAAGACUGAGAACUAUCAACAACACAUUCCUAGUUGGACUGGCCGUAUCUGACCUCUUAGUUGGCUUGAUGUCGAUCCCAUUAUGGAUUUAUUUCUCGUACUGCCAGCAGUAUCGAACCUGCGGAUAUAGCAUAGAGGUGCUGACGUUCUAUUCCACGGUAGACAUAUUCACAGGCUCUGCUUCGGUUUUGCAACUCACAGCUAUCAGCAUUGAACGCUAUUUGGCCAUUACUCGCCCUCUCAACCACCGCUCCUAUUCUAUGUGGAUCUAUUACGCCAUGAUAACAGCUGCGUGGGUCUUUGCAUUCAUUAUAGCUGGUCUGUAUCCCGUGCAGCAUAAAAAGUGGCAGAAACCCUACAGUGUAAUUCUUGUCACAACGUGCUUUGUCAUCCCCGCUUUGGUGAUACUGACCGUCUAUGCGAUCAUCUUCCAGACAGCGAGAGGAACUCAGCGGGCAAGGGUCCAUCCAGAAGAAGCAGCCAAUUGCAACAGACGUGCUCAAAAUGAGACAAAGAUAGCAACAACUAUUGCUGUCAUUACAGGAUUGUUCAUCAUUGCAUGGCUCCCUUUCUUCGUUGUCAAUUUAGUUGCGGAGUUUUGUCUACCCUGCUUGCCUCCUUACCCUGAUAUUCUAAGACUGAUUCGAUUUGUAAAGUGGAUGCACUAUUCAAACAGUAUGGUAAACCCGCUGGUUUACGCUUAUCGAAAUACAGAAAUGCGAAAGACCUUUAAAAAGAUUCUACUGUCUUGCUUUUGUUGUAAUCGAAGUGGCUAUAACAGUUUUGUUACGUCGGUGAGGAGGGGAAGACAAAGUCGACAUGUAAUAAAUCUCCCCAAACCUUCAAGGAACCGCCACAGACGAGUAAACAAUGAUAGUAUUAGGUCCCAAAAAAGUUCAUCUAAGUCGGAGAAAGGGUUGAAAUACAGCCACGAUUCUCUUCGAAACGGUCCUUUUUUGGUCACACCUCAGCCACGGGGACAUAUGUCACUUUAA
Messenger RNA from Porites lobata, 9103 nucleotides. Lineage: Eukaryota; Metazoa; Cnidaria; Anthozoa; Scleractinia; Poritidae. The record is from the annotation of a GenBank genome assembly.